AUGAGCGCGACGAAUAAAGAAAAAACUACCCGGGAGGGUCCCGUUCGCGGGGAAUCCCUUGGUGGGUCGGACAGCCGGCCCAUCGGCCCCAUUGUAUACGGGGGGGCCAUUCGCCGUGUGAAGGAGGAGAGAAGGUUAGGGACAGAUGGAGGAAGUAGAGAGGAGAAGGAGAGAGAGAGAGUGAGGAGGCUGUCUGAUUCAGACUCAACAGACAGCAGGGGCUCCAUGGCAAGCGCUUCCAGCCGCUUUGCUUCCAUGGAGUCCCUAGACCAGGAAGGUGCGGGAAGAUUCUGGAGCGAGAGCCGCGGCCAGAAGAGGCCCAGAGAUAAGGAGUUAAGCGGCAGCUCCACAGACACCCCCGCCAAGGGGGCACACAAGAGAAGAGGACGCGGCCGUCCACCAACCACCGGCGAGUACGUCGGGCUGGCGGCCGCCAAAGAAGUUUUGAGAAAGGCGACAGAGGCGGAGAUGAGGGCACGAGCCGAGGCGGAGCUCCUCGACUCAGUUUUGGAAGCCCGCAAGACUCGCUCGGCACUGGCCACGGCAAAUCCAUCCACUGCCGAAAAUGAAGAAGACACGGCGACCACCGUCCUCAAACGGAUUGGGUCCAGCCUUGAAGUAGUUGAGAAAGUUGCAAAGAAAUCGUCCAACCUAAAGGGGACCUUCGUGCGCGCACUGCAAGACGCUGUCAGUGCAAUAAAAGAAGACGUCGCUGGCCUCGCACAGAGGUCGAUAUCCGAUGAGACGCGCGCCUUGCAGGCCGAUAACACCCGCCUGCAAGCCGAGAUGUCCAGCCUCCGCAAAGAGCUGACAGAACUGCGCCAGGAAAUGGAGAAGGUGCGGAAACAGGGUUCCGCCAAUACCUUCAUGGAUGUGACAAUGGAGGCCGCCCCUGUCCGGCCCCCACAACCACAACAAGAGACCUCUAUUGAGGAUAUUUGCAGGACGGUAAUGGUCCAGGUGGGCGGUAUGCUCAACGCCCGUCUGGCUUCCCUAGAGGAUAGGUUGCUCCCCGAAAGGAACCUGCGACCACCAUUGGCGUCGGACAAGAAGAAGGAGGCCCGCACAUAUGCGACUGCGACCGCUGAGCCCACACCCGUACCAUCUUCGGGUGCCCAAAAAACAUCUGGGACAAAGGUGCCCCCGGUGCCAGCUCAGCCCGGUCCCAGUAGACUCACGCGCCAGGCGCCCACAGUGCCCAAGAAAGGCAAGAAAGGCUCCAAAAAAGGAGCAAAAAAGAAGGAGAAAACUCGGCCGCCGACUAGCGAGAACUCAAAGUCCUCCCCUGUCGCCCCCGCAUCUACAUCUCCGCCUGCAUCGCGGCCGCAGAGACUGAAAGUGCCUCGGAGCUCUGCCGUCGUCGUGACACUUACCGAGGCGGCAAUCCAAAAGGGGCUGACAUAUAGCAGUGUCCUGAGAGAAGCGAGAUCGAAGCUCGACCUAAAAGAGGUGAUAGGCGUAGAAGCGGUGCAAUUCCGUCGGGCGGUUACCGGGGCUACCAUCAUCCGCAUCCCCGGCGCCACCAGCGCCCCGAAAGCAGAUAUCCUGGCGCAGAAGCUCCAAGAAAUAUAUAAAAAUGACGACAUUAAGAUCUCCAGACCUGAGAAAAUGGUCGACGUUAAGAUUGAAGGUCUGGACGACUCCACUACACCGGAGGAAAUAAAAGAGGCCAUAAUUAAAAAAGGGGCAUGCACGACUGACCAGGUCCGAGCUGGACAACUCCGCCAGAAUAGAUCUGGUCUUUACGACAUCUGGGCCCAGGUCCCUGUCACAACAGCAAAGAAGCUAGUGACUGGCCGCUUCUUAGUGGGCUGGGUAGCUGCCAAGGUCACGAUUGGCAGACCAAGGGAGUUACGCUGCUACCGAUGCAUGCAGCAAGGACAUACAGCGAGUCGCUGCGACGCGGAGGACCGCAGCCGGCUCUGCUAUAAAUGUGGACAAGAAGGCCACAAGGCCGCAUCCUGCCCGUCGCAACCAAACUGCAUCCUGUGCACGGCGGCGGGCAAGGAUGCCAAACACCGGCUGGGGAGUUUAAAUUGCUCGGCGCCCAGAAAAACGGUCCCCAAGAGAGCGCUAGCGGAAGUAGCACGUAGCGCGCCCCCACCGAGCGGGGAAGAAAUGGAGAUAGCGGAAGCCGUGCAAAAUUAA
Messenger RNA from Papilio machaon (common yellow swallowtail), 2148 nucleotides. RefSeq lists its product as uncharacterized. The transcript has 2 exons. Gene Ontology annotation, molecular function: nucleic acid binding; zinc ion binding. The coding region runs from base 1 to 2148 and encodes 715 amino acids. The record is from RefSeq and is a predicted model, not a curated record. NCBI's taxonomy places the organism in Eukaryota, Metazoa, Arthropoda, Insecta, Lepidoptera, Papilionidae.